Molecule: messenger RNA, 913 nt
Organism: Paramuricea clavata
Lineage: Eukaryota; Metazoa; Cnidaria; Anthozoa; Malacalcyonacea; Plexauridae
Source: the annotation of a GenBank genome assembly
AUGGAGGAAGGCGAAAGGAAAAAGCAACAAGAAGCUGCUUCACGUGAAAGAAUGAGACUACUGGAUGCCAUAACUCGUCCAGUUCUCAUACAAACAGACGAGGCUUCUGUCCGAGAACAAACUGGUGAGUUGUUUGACCAAAAUGAAUGAACUGAAAAUUAAAUCAUUAUCCACGCGUUAUUGCAAGAAUUAAUUAUCCAUGCAUUUGUCAAAGCAUUAUCGCGGUUGUCGCUGCAAUUGGACGUUACUUUGUCAGCUUCUUGACAUGUAUUUCUUGCUCUUAUAUUUAUUUGGUUAAAUAUUUUAACUUGAAUGAGAAAUUUAUUUUAUUAAAGAAUUCUUCGGAUCGGAUUGGAAUUCUUUAGGAAAACUUGGAUCGGAUCGGAUUUUAAACAUUAGGCAAUUGUCGGAUUAUAAACGUCCAAUCCGAUCCGAUGCACACCUCUACCAGCUACAGAGGUAGAUAAAAGUACUAAAAGCAUUUAUUUGCAAAUCAGAAAAUAUAUAGUUAACGUUUCGAUAAGUAAUGCUUUCUCUUUUUCAGGUCCGCGUUCCCCUGUGUCUCCUGCUGGAAGUGAUGCUCCAGUUCGAAGAAUAAUGCCACGAAAAGAUAGUGACAGUAUUGGCGACGAUGAUGGCAGCAGUGUGAAGUCCGUUGAGAGUGUCGGUAAAGAGGAGAAAAAAGUUCCUGAAAAUAAAAAUCAAAUCAAUAAACUGCGAGAAUUACGCAAGACGUCAUCGAGUGAUUUACAAGAGGAAAGAAAGUCUCCAGCACUUAAAACGAACGAUGGUGAAAGGAUAGAUCAUCAGGAGGAGGACAAGAUUGAGCGGAAGUCGGCUGUCACUAAAGAUGCAAAGGAAACUUCAAUUGAAAAAUCAAAACAGUUAACCGAGAAACCCACUACUACAGAAG